Acanthopagrus latus (yellowfin seabream) is the source of this 2192-nucleotide messenger RNA. RefSeq names its product 5-aminoimidazole-4-carboxamide ribonucleotide formyltransferase/IMP cyclohydrolase (gene atic). The coding region runs from base 156 to 1931 and encodes 591 amino acids. NCBI's taxonomy places the organism in Eukaryota, Metazoa, Chordata, Actinopteri, Spariformes, Sparidae. Gene Ontology annotation, biological process: 'de novo' IMP biosynthetic process. Gene Ontology annotation, cellular component: cytosol. Gene Ontology annotation, molecular function: IMP cyclohydrolase activity; phosphoribosylaminoimidazolecarboxamide formyltransferase activity. The transcript is spliced from 15 exons. The record is from RefSeq and is a predicted model, not a curated record.
UGAAGCACAUGAUAGAGCAAAUGAAAAGCGUGUAGAGUUUACUCUCAAACUCCACAUCUUCACUCUGCAGAGUCUGCUGGUUGAACCGAGUGCAGACUCAUCAGAAACCCGCUGCACAUCCACACAGACGGCAGACAAACACUGUGACUGUGAACAUGGCCUCCUCAGAGCUCGCACUUUUGAGUGUGUCAGACAAAACUGGACUGGUGGACUUCGCCAAAAGGCUGGUGGAUGUGGGUCUGUCUCUGGUCGCCUCAGGUGGGACAGCCAAAACCCUGCGUGAUGCUGGACUGGCUGUCAGGGACGUGUCAGAGCUGACUGGACACCCGGAGAUGCUGGGAGGCAGAGUGAAGACCCUCCAUCCUGCUGUCCAUGGAGGCAUCCUGGCCAGGAAAACCCCCUCCGACUCAGCAGACAUGGAGAAGUUGGGCUACAGCCUGGUCAGAGUGGUGGUGUGCAACCUCUACCCAUUUGUGAAGACUGUCUCCAAUCUGAGUGUCACAGUGGAAGAUGCUGUGGAGCAGAUCGAUAUCGGUGGUGUAACUCUGUUGAGAGCAGCGGCCAAGAAUCAUGCUCGCGUCACUAUAGUGUGUGAUCCUGCUGACUACUCACUGGUUGCCAAGGAGAUGGAGAGUUCAGGAGACAAAGAUACAGCCCUGGAAACACGCAGGACGCUUGCCCUCAAAGCCUUCACUCACACGGCACAGUACGAUGAGGCCAUAUCAGACUACUUUCGUGGACAAUACAGUCGUGGUGUUUCUCAGCUGCCUCUACGCUACGGCAUGAACCCUCACCAAGCACCCGCCCAACUCUACACCCUACGCCCAGCUCUCCCCCUCAAAGUUGUCAACGGUUCCCCUGGCUUCAUCAACCUGUGUGACGCUCUGAACGCAUGGCAACUGGUCAGGGAGCUAAAGAACGCCCUCGGCAUGGCUGCUGCCACUUCCUUCAAACAUGUCAGCCCUGCAGGAGCUGCAGUAGGAGUUCCUCUGACUGAGGAGGAAGCCAAAGUGUGCAUGGUGCAUGACAUGCUAAAGGAUCUGACUCCUCUGGCCACGGCCUACGCCAGGGCAAGAGGUUCAGACAGGAUGUCUUCUUUUGGAGACUUCAUCGCUGUGUCAGAUGUGUGUGAUGUUCCCACUGCCAAGAUUAUAUCAAGAGAGGUGUCAGAUGGCAUAAUUGCUCCUGGUUAUGAUGAGGAGGCACUGAAGAUUCUCUCCAAAAAGAAGAAUGGAAACUACUGUGUGCUUCAGAUGGAUCCAGACUAUGAGCCUGAUGAGACUGAAGUGAGGGUGUUGUUUGGUCUCUAUCUCAAACAAAAGAGGAAUGGAGGCCUAAUCGAUAAGAAAUUCUUCAGCAACGUUGUCUCCAAGGGCACUCUCUCCGAGGAAGCUGUGCGUGACCUCACUGUGGCCACCAUCGCUGUCAAGUACACCCAGUCCAACUCUGUCUGCUAUGCCAAAGAUGGACAGGUUAUCGGUAUCGGCGCAGGUCAGCAGUCUCGUAUCCACUGCACACGUCUGGCAGGUGACAAAGCCGAUAACUGGUGGCUGAGACACCAUCCUCGUGUCCUGGACAUGAAGUUUUGCAGUGGAGUGAAGCGAGCAGAGAUGGCCAACGCUAUCGACCAGUAUGUGAGCAACACCAUUGGAGAGGGCCCAGACUUGGCAGUUUGGAAGUCAAAGUAUGAUGAGGUGCCAGAGCUCCUGUCAGAAACUGAAAAGAAGAACUGGAUCAGCUCCCUGCAGGCUGUAGCUGUCAGCUCUGACGCCUUCUUCCCCUUCAGAGAUAACAUAGAUCGUGCUAAACGGAGCGGCGUUGAGUACAUCGCAGCUCCAGCGGGCUCUGCUGCUGACGAGGUUGUGAUCAAUGCCUGUAACGAGCAGGCCAUCACCCUGGUCCACACCAACCUGCGGCUCUUCCACCACUGAGCACCUCAACCCUUUUCCAGGCGUUCUUUAAACUCCACUCACAGUUUAGCAUUAUUAGGGAGUCAAAGUCUGUCCAACAUUCCUGACACUCAAAACAUUCCUGAGCAUCUUGUGUAGAAGUUACACAUGCACUGAAACUUCUUUGUAACACGUUAUCUGCAUUCUCGACCUGUGGUCCUAACAUUAGAGAAAGAAAUACAGAUACUGUCGAUCACUCUGGAUCACUAGCAUGUAGUGUAAAAUAAACUCUUAAUGACAGUU